AUGGAAACCGAAGAUCAUUUAAUAAAAUUAUUUCCACCAAAGUGGAGAGCGCCAGUUGUUAUUACUGCAGGUGUAGUGCUACAAUUUACUUUGGGAUUGGUCUACACUUUUGGGAAUAUUUUGCCUUAUUUAACUUCAUAUAUUAGAUGGAAGGUAAAUCCAGAGCAAACUCAAGGAUCGUUAAUUUGGUUACAGAGUUUAAUGUCCGGUUUUCCAUUCUCGAUGUUGACUGGAGGUUAUUUGGAACGUUUAUUGGGAGCAAGAUGGGGGGCAGCACUUGGCUCUGUAAUUUAUACUGGAUCUUUGGCCUUAUCUUAUUUUAGUAUUCAAGAAUCUUAUUUUUUGUUAAUUGUGACGAUGGGGUUUUUUGCAAGUUUUGGAAUUGGUGUAACCUAUAAUUGUUGGCUACCACACAGAGUUGGUCUAGUUAGUGGGAUAAUUACUGCAGGCUUUGGAGGCGGUGCUUUUAUAAUUUCCCCUGUUCAAACAAAAUUUAUUAAUCCAGAAAAUUUAAAUGUUAAUGAAGAGGGGUAUAUUUCUGAAUUGAAAUUUAGAAAAUCCUUUCUCCAAUUUUUAAGUUAUUUCACUCAAACAGAGCUACUUGAACGAGUUCCUCAAUUAUUUCUUUUAUUGGCACUUAUCUUUGGUGUGCUUCAAUUUAUUGGCCUUUUCUUUCUUGCAGAUCCCAAAAACACUAAUAACAAUGAAAGUGAUUUUCAAGAUGAAAAUGAUGAAGAAAAUAAAGAUCAAGAAAUCGAAUCACAAAAACGUCCAUUACUCAAAUCUAGAUGUUCAAUAACUUCCUCACACUCCCACACUUCUUAUGGAAUAAUUACAACUACAACAACUGCAUUAAGCUUAACUGCCCCCACAAUUUCCACGAAGAAAGUUUUAACUUCUGAUACCUUUAUUUGUUUGUUUUUGACUUUAUUACUUAACGGUAUUUGGGUACAGACUACAAGUGGACUUUUUAAGGCUUACGGCCAAACAUUCAUUCAUGACGAUUUCUUUUUGGCAACAGUUAGUUCAUUUGCUGCUGCUACAAAUUGUUUUAGCAGAAUAUUUUGGGGUGCUUUUGCAGACCGAGCAUCCUAUAGGCUAACAAUGGGUAUUGCAUGUUCCCUCGGUGCUGCACUUAUGUGGACUUUAGGACUUAUUUGUGCAAUGUUUUCCUGUGUUGGAGCAACUUAUUCAUUAGUACCCUAUGCAACUCAUCGUUGCUUUGGAUGCGAAAAUUUUGGUGUAGCUUAUGGGUGUGUUCAUAUAUCACUCGUGGGUUUACAUUGA
Molecule: messenger RNA, 1287 nt
Organism: Meloidogyne enterolobii
Lineage: Eukaryota; Metazoa; Nematoda; Chromadorea; Rhabditida; Meloidogynidae
Source: the annotation of a GenBank genome assembly